CUCAAAUUUUUUAUUACAUUUCUUUAGGACAGACAAGCGUAACUGCGCGGAGAUUUGGGAAGGAAUCUUCAUUGUUCAGAUCCCUCCUCCUUCUUGGGAAGUGGGAGGACCCGAAAAGUUCCUCGCAAAAGGGAGAAUUGUUCCAGGGCUCAGUCAUCCAAAAACGUCCUUUCAAUGCAAGAAGUUGGGGAGCCGAAGAAAAUGUCGGUGUCGCUGUAGCAGUAAAUUACUGAAGCAGGAGCGGUUAAAGAGAAAAAAGAAACGGAGGACUUGCAUUUCGGUUGGAUUAAACGGCAAAAAACGGUUGGUGGAAGAAGUCGACGCCGAAAAAGUAGUGGAUUCUACUCCAGACUACUGCACGUUUUUGGGGGAGUGUAUGGAAGAUGUCUGGGAUAUUGGAUUGGAUUCCCUGGGAAAGAAAGCGGAAGAUUCGAGUUGCCUGUGCCCUGGGUGCACUGCUGUGCUGCCUGCAGGGUACUUUUGCACUUCGAGAAGACAUACCGGUCUUCACAGAAGAGCCUCUCUCUGUGGUACAAAAACUUGGGGGCAGCGUGACCCUGCGCUGCAGUGCCCUGCCCGACCAUGUCAACAUAACCUGGCGUCUGAACGAUCGAGAGCUGCCAGCUGGGGGCGACGAGGAGCUUGGAGUGCUGGUGAAGCCUGGCUCGCUGUACAUCCCUUCCCUUUCAAACCUCACCGUGGGCAGAUACCAGUGUGUGGCCACCACCAGCGUUGGAUCUAGUGCAAGUGUGCCGGCCAAUGUUACAGUUGCUAAGCUGCGAGAUUUUGAACCAGAUGACCAGCAGGAGAUUGAGGUGGAUGAAGGGAACACGGCAGUCAUCGAGUGUCAUCUACCUGAGAGUCAACCUAAAGCUCAGGUCCGCUAUAGUGUCAAACAGGAGUGGCUGGAGACAUCUAAAGGAAAUUACCUCAUCAUGCCGUCUGGAAACCUUCAGAUAGCCAAUGCUACACUGGAAGACGAGGGUCCUUAUAAAUGUGCCGCUUACAACCCUGUCACCCAGGAAGUAAAAACCUCCACCUCUACGGACCGUCUUCGCGUUCGACGUUCGACAUCCGAAGCUGCACGCAUCAUCUACCCGCCGGCGCCUCGGUCCAUAAUGGUAAACAAAGGCCAGCGGCUCGUGCUGGAGUGUGUGGCCAGCGGCAUUCCCACUCCACAGGUCACGUGGGCUAAAGACGGCCAGGACUUGCGGAAUCAUAACAACACCCGCUUCCUGCUUAGCAACCUGCUGAUUGACGCAGCGAGCGAGAGCGAUUCGGGCACAUACAUGUGUCAUGCCGACAACGGCAUUGGGUCUGCAAACUCCGCUACUGUGCUGUAUGACGUGCAGGUGUUCGAGCCCCCGCAGGUGCGCAUCGAGCUGCAGCAACAAGACGCGGCGUGGGGCGACACGGUGCGUUUCAGCUGUCAGGUGGGGGGCAAACCGGCGCCCACGGUGGUGUGGCUCCACAACGCUCAGCCCCUGAAUCCGUCCCAGAGGCAUCGGAUGUCCCCGCAGGUGCUGCGUGUUCUCAACGUCGGGCAGCAGGACGAUGGCGUGUACCAGUGCAUGGCGGAGAACGGUGUGGGUAGUUCUCAAGCUGCCACGAGACUCCUUACUGUCCCAACAGUGCCCUCACGGUCCGGUAAGGUACCCAUGAUUCGGCCAAUGAGCCCAGACAAGGUGUUGCGAGAGCAGCCGCCCGUGAAGCCUGUGGCCACCAGCGCAAUGCUGCCUCUCGACUGCUCUGAGAUCAGAGUCUCACCUCCCGAGGCUCCGAUUAUCCUGAGCCAGCCACGCACGGGAAAAGCAGACUACUAUGAACUUACCUGGAAACCACGGCAUGACGGAGGAGUACCUAUGCUGGAGUAUGUCAUCAAGUACAAAAAGGCUGGAGACUCUCCCGGUGAUUGGAUUACCAGCAGCAUCCUGGGUUCCCAGCACAAGCUGACUCUGACCAAACUGCAGCCCACCAGCCUUUACGAAGUUGAGAUGACCGCUAGGAACUGUGCGGGAUUUGGGCAGCCCGCCAUGAUGACGUUCAGAACAGGCAAAGGGAGAAGAGGAGGACCUAUAGGGGUUCCUAGAACACCAGUGGUGCCGCCACGGCUUUCACCCCCCGAAGCACCAGACCGGCCCACUGUCUCCAUGGCGUCUGAGACCUCCGCUUACGUGACGUGGAUCCCACGCGGGAACCGCGGCUUCCCCAUCCAGUCGUUCCGUGUGGAGCACAAGAAACUGCGUAAAGGGGGCGGAGACUGGGAAGUGGCUGUGCUUAAUAUUCCACCCUCUCGCCUGUCGGUCGAGAUCACAGGGUUGGAGAAGGGAACGUCAUACAAGUUCAGAGUUUUGGCUGUUAAUGUGUUGGGAUCGAGUCCACCCAGUGCUCCCUCUAAAGCAUACACUGUGGUGGGCAGCGGUCCACCAAACCGACGUCCCAUUGACGGACCUUACAUCACAUAUAAUGAAGCCAUCAAUGAGACCACAAUCAUUCUCAAGUGGACUUACACAGCUGUCAAUAACACUCCCAUUUAUGGUUUCUACAUCUACUAUCGACCCACUGAUAGCGACAAUGAUAGUGACUACCAAAAGGAUGUGGUUGAAGGUGACCGAUAUUGGCACUCCAUAACAGACUUACAGCCUGAAACAGCCUACGACAUUAAAAUGCAGUGUUUUAAUGAAGGAGGCGAGAGCGAGUUCGGCAAUGUCGUCAUCUUAGAAACUAAAGCACGCCCUCACCAGAGGACCACACCUCCUGAAACAUCCUCCUCCAGACCUGACCAUCCUGGAAACCCUGUGCCACGGCCCGGUGAUCUGCCUUACCUGAUUGUGGGUGUGGUACUGGGAGCGUUUGUUUUCUUCAUUGUGGCUUUCAUCCCAAUCUGUUUGUGGAGAGUUUGGGCCAAACAAAAACAAACCCUAGAUAUGCGCUUCCCAGCUUUGGCAGCAACGGUUUCUCCAUGUCAGUACACCAUGGUACCCCUGCAAGGACUUGCUCUUGGUCGGCCAUGUCCUUUAGACGCCCACCUGGCACCUGCUCACACUGUCUAUGCUCCUAAAGGAGAAUACAUCCCAAAUGGAAAACACACUUCACAACGUCUUCCCGGAGAAAACCAGGAGGGUGCUAUCUAUGAGUAUGAGAGUGAUGCUUUGUUGCCUCCGAAACAUCCUGAUGCGCAACCACAUAACUACAAUUACUCUAAUGGUGUACCUGGCUGUCCUGAAGAGGGAUGCUGUCAGACAAGUGGAUCCCCAUUGCAGGUCGUCAGCACAUGUGACUCUACAGAGAAUACUGACUCCAUUCAGGACAAUCACUUCCUGACUGAAGCAGUUCACAUGGAAGGGGAGAUGCCUGCAGAUUUGGCCCUGUCAACAACAGCUGAUAAAGGCAUGAACGGUUUCCUUCAAAAUGCUCAGCGACCGGAAGUGAACACAACUCCUGACUUGAGACAGCUUGAAGAACUAGGGACACAUGAUCCAAAAGAUGGAUAAAUCGAACAAAAACAAGACUUUAAAAAAACUACAAAAGAGAGAAAAGCUAUUUAUUUUUGUAUAACAGAUGUUAUAUUUAUAUAUUUAUGCCUUUGUACAUAGUAUAGUUUUUUGACUGUAUAUAAAGGUUUUUAUUUCAUAUGUAACACAUAUUUUUGCUAUCUUCGUCGGUCACAACCAGGACAUUCACAAAUUUUUUAAUCAUGCUGUAAAAGUCAUCCUCAUGUGAGAUGGGAACAACCUGACACCUUGACAGAAUGUAGUUUCAUCUGUUGAACAUACAGUAUCGCAGCAAUAAGCUUCAGAUUUCCCAUUGGCAAGAUUAGCUAAUGUUGAAAUGCAACUAGUGGAAAAUGUUUUUAGAAAGUAUUAAAAAGUCAUUACGUUGUAAUGUGCAAAGCUCUGUGUCGCGGACAAAACACUUUGCAGCUACGUUUUGUAGAAUAUAUACGCCUUAUUUGCAUAUGUAUUUUAUGCACUGUAUAUCCACAUGUUUUAUGGCUUGUAGAUGCUAUUUUGAGGUUACACACAAGACUACAUCAUUUUUAACUGCUUCUACAAAGGGUUUCUUCAGUUUUAAAUAAGGCUUUAUGUGUGGUGUAAUUCUCAUUCAGUGUUUUUACAGCUUUGUAUAUAUUACUAAGAAUUAUAUAUUUUCAUCAUUAACAAAAAUAACGAAUAUAUGCAAAGUAUAUGCAUUCUGUGUGUAGUAAUAUUGCCUAUGAGAAGAAGACCAUAUAUUGUAGGUAUUUAUUUUUUUAGUAGCCUGAAUGUGAACAUUUUAAAGUUGACAAGCCUACAAUAUCCUGAUUUCUGUUUCAGACUAGUUUGUGGUCUGUUUGUAUAGUUUACACUCCCUGAUGGAUUUUCUCUUGGAGAUCUCCAAAUCUCCUGCAUCAGUAUUAGCUUCCUCCCACUGUUAUGAACACAACAUGAAGGAAAUGAUCAACUCCUACAUAUUCUAGAAGUGUAGCUUCUUUGGUUACAUUGAUUAAGCAGUAUUGCUUGUAAAUAAAGCUAAAGAAAUAUU
Triplophysa dalaica is the source of this 4524-nucleotide messenger RNA. RefSeq names its product BOC cell adhesion associated, oncogene regulated (gene boc). NCBI's taxonomy places the organism in Eukaryota, Metazoa, Chordata, Actinopteri, Cypriniformes, Nemacheilidae. Gene Ontology annotation, cellular component: plasma membrane; axon. Bases 384 to 3494 code for a protein of 1036 amino acids. Gene Ontology annotation, biological process: nervous system development; axon guidance; cell-cell adhesion. Gene Ontology annotation, molecular function: protein binding. The record is from RefSeq and is a predicted model, not a curated record. The transcript has 19 exons.